Molecule: messenger RNA, 920 nt
Organism: Drosophila ananassae
Lineage: Eukaryota; Metazoa; Arthropoda; Insecta; Diptera; Drosophilidae
Product: calcium-binding mitochondrial carrier protein SCaMC-3-like
Exons: 2
Coding region: 1-894 (297 amino acids)
Biological process (GO): transmembrane transport
Molecular function (GO): ATP transmembrane transporter activity
Source: RefSeq, a predicted model, not a curated record
AUGAGGAAGCUGCUGAAAGUUGACAUCGACCACUCCCAGAACAUUUUGGAUGAGCUUAAGAUACACCAUAGAAUGGCAAGGAGCCUCAAUUUUUUGGGCUCAGUCCUUAAGGUCGUGGCGGGUACACCCGACGCGGAUGAUCUUAGUAGAAUUAAAACCAAUCAAGCAUCGCUUAUCGAGGCCAACAAUAGACAGAUAGCGCACUUACAGGUACAAACGCAAAGAAUGGGAAUAUCAGAAUGUAUGCAGAUCAUGCUUAAUGAAGGCGGAUCGCGGAGUAUGUGGCGCGGCAACGGCAUCAAUGUCUUAAAGAUUGCUCCCGAAACCGCCCUUAAGAUUGCUGCCUACGAGCAGAUGAAGCGACUGAUCCGUGGAGAGGAUGCCAGCCGGCAGAUGCGCAUCGUCGAGCGCUUCUAUGCUGGAGCGGCGGCCGGUGGCAUUUCCCAGACCAUCAUCUACCCCAUGGAAGUAUUAAAGACGCGCCUGGCGCUGAGGAAGACUGGUCAGUACGCCGGCAUCGCAGAUGCUGCGGCAAAGAUCUAUAAACACGAGGGUGCGCGAAGCUUCUACAGGGGCUAUGUGCCGAACAUCCUGGGAAUCCUGCCAUACGCCGGCAUCGAUCUGGCCGUAUAUGAGACUCUAAAACGACGAUACAUGGCCAGCCACGACAACAACGAGCAGCCCAGUUUCCUGGUGCUCCUCGCUUGUGGCAGCACAUCGAGUGCGCUCGGCCAGCUCUGCUCCUACCCCCUGGCGCUGGUGCGGACUUGGCUACAGGCACAAGUCGCCGAAACAAUUGCCAAUCAAAAGCGUAAGACCCAGAUCCCCCUGAAGAGCAGCGAUGCGCAUAGAAGCGAAGAGACUAUGACGGGCCUGUUCCGCAAGAUCGUGUGACAGGAGGGCCUCACGGGGCUGUACCG